AUGGUUGGAAGGAAAAAGGAGGGGGGAUGGUGGGAAGAAAGAAAAGGAAGAGAAGGAUGGUGGGAAGGAAGAAGAAAUGAGAGAAGGGAAAGAGGAAAUGGUGGGAAGAGAGAAGGAAAAAGAAGGAAUAAUGAGAAGGAAGGAGAAAAAGAGGAGAUGGAAGAGAGAAAGGAAAGAGAAGAUGAUGAGAAGAAAAAAGGAAAAGAGAUGAUAAUGAGAAGGAAGGAGAAAAAGAGGAGAUGGUGGAAAGUAGAAAUGGUAAGAGGAAAAAUAGUAAAAAGAGAGAAAGAAAAAAAGAAAAAUGAUGGAAAGAAAGAAGAAGGAAAGGAAAAUAAUGAAAAAGGAAAAGAGAAAAGGAGAGAAUGGUAA
Molecule: messenger RNA, 369 nt
Organism: Cetraspora pellucida
Lineage: Eukaryota; Fungi; Glomeromycota; Glomeromycetes; Diversisporales; Gigasporaceae
Source: the annotation of a GenBank genome assembly